Didymosphaeria variabile is the source of this 1182-nucleotide messenger RNA. RefSeq lists its product as uncharacterized. NCBI's taxonomy places the organism in Eukaryota, Fungi, Ascomycota, Dothideomycetes, Pleosporales, Didymosphaeriaceae. Gene Ontology annotation, molecular function: ATP hydrolysis activity; GTP binding. The coding region runs from base 1 to 1182 and encodes 393 amino acids. Gene Ontology annotation, cellular component: cytoplasm. The record is from RefSeq and is a predicted model, not a curated record. The transcript has 6 exons.
AUGCCUCGCGAUCCCUUAAUUGGCCUCGUUGGCAAGCCCUCGUCAGGCAAAUCCACAACACUGAACAGCUUGACAGAUGCCACUUCAAAAGUUGGAAACUUCCCAUUCACGACCAUCGACCCCCAGCGCGCAAUUGGAUACCUGCAGAUCGAAUGCGCGUGUAAGCGCGUGGGCGUGGAGAGCAAAUGCAAACCCAACUACGGCUCUUGCGUCGAUGGGCGGAGAAGCGUACCGAUAGAGCUGCUCGAUGUCGCGGGAUUGGUACCAGGAGCGCAUAUGGGGAAGGGGCUGGGAAACCGGUUCUUGGACGACUUGAGACAUGCGGAUGCGCUGGUGCAUGUGGUGGAUGUUAGUGGGACGACGGAUGCGGAAGGCAAGGCGACAAGAGGAUACGACCCCAGUCAGGACAUCGUCUGGCUCCGCUCCGAGAUCGUACGGUGGAUACAAGGCAACCUGAUGGAGAAAUGGGGCUCCAUAAAACGGCGCCACGUCGCCGUCAAAGCCACGGCCGUCGAAACCCUCCAAAACCAAUUCUCAGGCUACGGCUCCACCUCCACCGUCGUAGCCCGCUGUCUCGACCGCCUAGCCCUCAAAGAGCCCCUCCAAGACUGGUCCAACGAAACCAUAGAACGCGUCGUGAACGCCUUCACAGACGAAAAGUUUCCCACCGUCAUCGCCCUGAACAAAAUCGACCACCCGGACGCAGAUAAAAAUAUCGCGAAGAUCGCAAAGAUGCAGGAUCCAAAGUCCAUCGUGCUAUGCUCUGCAAUAUCAGAAGUGUUCCUCAGGAAACUGGCGAAGCAGGGAUUCAUCAGAUAUACGGAGGGCAGCGAAUUCGUAGACACGCGGGAAGACCUCAUCGAGGCGGGGGAUCCCUCAGGCGGAGACCUCAAAGAACUAGACGAGAAACUCCGCACGCGGAUCGAGAAUCUGAAGGACAUGGUGCUGUACCGGUUCGGCAGCACAGGCGUCGUGCAGGUCCUCUCCCGCGCGGCAGACCUCCUCGGGCUGGUACCCGUCUUCCCCGUGCGGAAUAUCAGUAGUUUUACGAGCGGGAGCGCGAGUUCGACGGCGGUGUUUAGGGACUGCGUGCUGGUGAAGAAGGGGAGUACGGUGGGGGAUGUGUAUCGGAAGGUUAUGGGGGAUGCGCCGAUGGCGUAUGUGGAGAGGGAGGGGGCGUGA